GAUAUUUGACAGCUGGCACAAGUAAAUAUGGCUGAAGAUAGUUUGAUUGAAAGCGAUGAAGAAAACAUUUUAUAUGAUUUACUGGUUAUUACUGAAUGGCCACCUGAAACGGACACACAGCAACGAGGCAACAGAGAAUACAGCAGCUCUUUUAUUGCAAAAGCAGUGACAGGACCAUUUCGGUUGAUUCUACACUAUUUGUGGUACAGCCCCACCAGCUCCUUUCUACCUCCCGGGCUUGUUCGAUUGUCCAACAAGCAGAUCAAUUGGCAGCUGGUUUUAUCAAGUAAUGGCAAACUGUUGGCAGUGGUGCAGGACCAGUGUGUGGAGAUAAGGUCUGUGAGGGAUGACUUUGGCUCGGUCAUCGGCAAGUGCCAGGUGCCCAAGGACCCAAGCCCACAGUGGCGCCGCGUGGCCUGGAGCUAUGACUGCACCCUGCUGGCCUACGCUGACAGCACCGGCACUGUGCGCCUAUUCGAUCUUAUGGGCAGUGAGCUGUUGGUCAUUCCCCCGGAGGUGAGCUUUCCUGGAGAUGUGAGCUGUGCUGUGGCAGGCUUGAUAUUUUUGGAGUACACGGCCAGUGCUCAGUGGUCCGCCGAACUGCUAGUGAUCACAUACGGAGGUGGGCUUAAGAGCUACCUGGUGAGUGUUGGAACAAAUCAAAACUUUCAGGAGAAUCACAGCUUCACUUUCUCCGGUCACUACUCUCAAGGCAUCACCUCAGCCGUCUACCACCCUGGACACCGGUUGCUGCUGGUCGGGGGCUGUGAGGCAGGAGAUGAGAGUCCAUCUAAAGCCUCGCGCUGUGGGAUCACGGCCUGGAGGGCUCUGUCUGGAUCUCCACAUUACAAACAAGUCACCAGCUAUGAGGACGACGUCAACACUAAUCCGAAACGUGGAUUUUUCCGGAUGCCAAGUUUUAGACUGUUCUCCAGACAAGGGGAUGAAAUGGACGGUGUUUUCCGCAUGAGCCUCAGCCCCGAUGGCACCCUGCUGGCGGUCAUCCACUUCUCUGGUCGCCUCUCUCUCUGGGACGUCCCCUCUCUCCGACAGAGGACCACAUGGAGCCAGGAACAACAGCCAGGAUUUGAGGAGAUCAACCCAGAGUGGAAGACAUCGCUGGAGAGAAGGAAGAAAAUAAAAGAUAAGGAGCAGUAUUACCCACUGGUGGACGUGAGCUGGUGGAGUGAUAAUGUCAUGAUUCUGGCCCGCUGCUCCGGUUCGGUCACGGUCUCCUCGGUCAGGACCCUCCGAAACCUCCUGGGGAAAUCCUGUGAGUGGUUCGAACCCUCACCCAGACUUACCACUGCGUAUGGUGGGGGCUUUCUCAGUCUUGAGUGUGAAGUGAAGCUGGCACAGAAGCGUGGGCGCCUGGAGAGCAGCCUGAGCACUGUGUCCAGUGAAGACGAGGACGCUGACGACGGAGGAGACUCUGACUCAGACGACGAGAGCUCGGCCAAGGCGCGCUACUUUGGCUACAUUAAACAGGGCCUGUAUUAUGUGACCGAGAUGGAGCGCUUUGCACCGCCACGCAAACGCCCACGCACCGUAAUCAAGAACUACCGCCUGGUUAGCCUGAGGUCAACCACACCAGAGGAACUGUACCAGAGGAAGAUAGACAAUGAAGAAUAUGGCGAGGCCCUAUCUCUGGCCCAUGCGUACAAUCUGGACUCUGACCUUGUCUACCAGAGACAGUGGAGAAAGAGUACCGUGAGCAUCGCCUCCAUUCAAGAUUAUCUGAGUAAAAUCCGAAAGAGAUCCUGGGUGCUGCACGAGUGUGUGGAGAGAGUCCCAGAAAACGUGGAUGCGGCCAAGGAGCUGCUCAUGUACGGCCUCAAAGGGACCGACCUGGAGGCGCUGGUGGCCAUUGGGAACAGAGAAGACGAAGGCAGGUUUAUCAUGCCAGGUGAUGUUGACCUCGAUGACCUUCCCUAUGAUGAUUUAUUGUCUGAGGAUGAGGAGCUGCAUAUCAAAAGAGAACGAGAAAACAAGAAGAGACAAGAGCUGCUGGACAGAGUGGAUUUCAGCAGGUUGACCUUGGAGCAGAAGGAGCUGUGCCGUAGCCGUUUGAAAUUACUCUGCUACCUAGAUCGACUCGCCACAUACGAGGAGAUUCUUGGUGGGCCCCAUGCAGCCGAGCAGAAAUACGAUGCAGAGUUCUUCAAGAAGUUCAGAAGUCAAAAUAUUGUGAUGUCAGCGAGGGACUAUGCUCGGGAGAGUAAUGUGCAGGCCCUGGAUAUUCUCUUCACGUUUCAUGGAGCAGAGCUUCUCCAACAUCGCCUCGCUGUCCUCUGUAACUUUCCUGAAACAACUUCUCCACAUGAAUACACCAUCCUGCUGCCUGAAGCCACAAUGGACGACAAUGGCGACUUGGUGAUGAUUCCCUGGGAGGAACAGAGACACAGAGAAAUGGACUGGUGUGAAGCCGAGGAGUGCAGAGCUGUUUUAGAUCAGCACUUGUUUGACGAUGACGACUUCUUGUACGAGGAGUCCCCUGAGCUGCUGAGGUGAUCUGCUGCACCGUCCAUUCAGCUUCUGACCGACUGGUACCAGACCCGUGCCAAAGACAUUGAAUUCAACUCCAGACAGGUGGACUGCGCUUUGUCUCUGGUGCGGCUGGGAAAAGAGCGUGAGAUCCCUGGGCUGGAGAGCCUGUGUGAUGACCUGGUCACCAUGGAGACGCUGGUGUAUGAGACAUCGUGUGAAUUAAGUUUGACACUUAAAGACCUGCAGCAGCUCAGUGACAUCGACAAGCUCCGUCUGCUCAUGAAGAACUCGAAUCCGGAGCGAUAUGUGAAGGAUUGUUUCCAGUGGAUGGUCCCAUUUCUUCACCGCUGUGAGGGUGAGACGGAGGGCGCUUCCAAGUCUCUGCUCAGAGAAUAUCUGGUCAGCUUGUCCCAGCACGACCUCACCCUGCCCCUUAUCAUCUUCCAGCACUCCAAGCCUGACUGCCAACAGAAGAUCAUAGGAGACCCCGACCAGCUGAUGCAGGUGGCGCUAGAGAGCAUCUACAGCUGUGAGAGGGACGACCAGCUCAGCCUGUGCUACGACAUCCUUGAGUGUCUGCCACAGAGAGGCUACGGGCCAGAGACUGCCAUCACCCCCUCCCUUCACGACCAGGUGGACAAACUGGAGAAACACCUCAGUGUGGCAGAGGUCCUAGAAAAACAUGGUCUGCAGAAGCCCAUCUCAUUUGUGCAAAACAGCCAGACCAGUGAAGAAGAAGCAUAUCAGCUAAUGGUCAAGUUGUGUCGGCACACUGGACGCAAAAAACCUCCCGUGAGUGAGACUGUGUGGAGGGGGCUAUUGCAAGACCUACUUGACAUGCAGCAAAACGUCUACAGCUGUCUGAAGCCGGAGACUUGCCAUCAGGUUUUUGUGGAGUCCCUGCUGUGCUCCAGCCUGGUGGAGAACGUGCGCCUGGCGGGACAGCUCAUGCACUGCUCUAAGGUGAACCAGGAUGUUCCUGUGAGUUUGUCUUUCCGGGGUAAAGGCCAUGCCGUGAAAGUGCCCUAUGACAACAGUGUGGAAUUGGUGUUGGCUGCAGCCCGAGAAUACUUCAACUCAUCAACAACUCUAACUGACCCCUGCAUGCACCUCGCCAGGGCCUGUCUGCAGCUGAUCACAGACUGUCCCCGGGCCGUCCAAGAGGAGUUGGACCUCAUCAGCGCCCUUAGCCAACUCCAGGACUUCAAUGUCAACAUCCUGCCCCUUCAAGUGCGACUGAGGUCUGAUCGUCUGUCUCUCAUAAAAGAGUGCAUCGCCCAAUGCUCCAAGGCUUACAAGCAGUCUGCUACUCUGCUCAAUCUGGCCAGUCUCCUCCGAGUGGCAGGGGAUGAUGAGGCCUCCAGGAGAGGCCAGGUCUUGACCCUUUUGGCAGAGCAGGCGCUUCAGAGUCCAGACUUUAAGGCUUCUUAUAUCCACUGCCGCGAUCUGAUGUCUGCAGGUUACAGCCAGGCCUGGGAUGUGUGCAGUCAGCUCGGGCAGUGUGAGGAUUAUGGGGACCUACAAGCCCGGCAAGAGCUGUUAGCCUUUUCCCUCACGCACUGUCCUCCUGAUCACAUCCAGACGCUGCUAGCUGCCUCCAGUGAUCUGCAAACACAGGUGCUGUAUCAAGCAGUUAACUAUCAAAUGGAGCCUGAGAGCGGUGCACCAGGUGACGAGCCGGACGCUGCCAAAGUCAUUCCCCCGGCCUUAGGAUCUCCUGUGGGGAAAGCAGGUGAUUUACUGCAUAGAACCACAGCAAAAACCAUGGAGGUGCUAACUACAACAGGGCUGACCACAAAGGCUGUGCUCACCGCUGUUAGUGACCAUCGCUGGUGGAAGGAAUCAAUCAAUUAUCUGAGGCCACAAGGUCACGGAGCAGGAGCCACUAGUCGGGAAGGGGCGUGUGAGAACUCCAACCUGCAGCGUCAAGGCUGUAGCCCCUUUUAUCAAGAUCUUAUUGAUGAUCCCUAUGUCGACCCGAGUCAAGAUGUCCAUUCAUCUUAUGAAGACGUGUUGCAGGAAGAUUUUGCUGAAGUUUUGUUACGGACAGGGAAACUCGCUGAAGCCAAGACAGAGGGGCAGACUCAGUUCCCUGCCACAGAAGUUCUGCUGCAGCUGGCCAACGAUGCGUUUCCCAGGGACAUGAUGCUGGCUUUGUCCUACUUACUGGCCUUGCCUCAGGUACUGGAUGCCAACAAGUGUUUUGAAAAGCAGUGUCACUCGGCCUUGUCACUGCAGCUGGCCGCGUACUACUACUCCCUACAGAUUUACACACGCCUUGUACCAUGUUUCAAGGAUAAAAACCACACUUUGUACCAGGCCGACCCUAAGGAGAUGAUCCGAUUGGUCACACGGCACGUCUCCUCAUACUCAGGCUGGCCACAGGAGUUGCAGAAGCUGAUAGAACAGCUGCAGAUGUACAAUGAGCGUCUGAUGGACUUCACCCAGGCCCAGGUCCUACAGGGGCUCGGGCGCGGAGUCGAUGUGCCACGAUUCAGCUCCGAUGCAGACUACAAGAAAGAAACCAUCCUUGGACUAACCGAGACCCUGGAUGAUGGCGUGUACAAAAUUGCGCUGUCCCUGGCGAGGCGUUACAGUGUUCCUCUGUGGGAGGUCUACAUGACUCACCUCGAGUUCCUAUUUACCGAUAGCGGGCUCUCCACGAAGGACAUUGAGUCUCGCAGUGACUCCUUGGGCCUGUUUGAGACACUGAAGAGUGACCCUGAGGCGUUUCACAGCCACAUGAACAAGUACGUGCUGCCCAGUGUGGAGUCGUCCGAUAUGGCCCGCCUGCUGUACUACUACACCCUGCUGGACGCUGCAGGCUGCCACCCCUAUGUCUCCACGGCGAUCAAACCCGACACCCACGUCAAACUGCUCAAGAAGCUGCGAGCCGUAGCCAGCGGUCUGGACUAUCGCAAACUGACAGAUGAAACGUUAAACCCACUCCUCACCCUGGAACCAGUGCUCACCAGUCAGAAUGUCCUGUCCAUCUCCAAACUGGCCACGCGCUUGCCCAUGCCCGGGGGAGAGGGGCUCACCGUCUCUCCCAGUGCGGUCCACUCUGUCUGGCUAAAGAAGCUGUUCUGGAGAGGGGACCCCCAGCUGCUGAAGAGAGCCCCCCAGAACGACCAGGACUACCUCCACGCUUACGACACUUGCGCCAAAUACCUCGACAGGCUGGUCCCCAGUGACGCUGUGAACUUUUUGGACAACAUUACUUUCUCCCCUGAUGCAGUCGAACAUCUGAGCAUCUCGGCGAGGUCAGAGGUCAUAAAGCGGGCCUCCAAAGUGUUGCGGCAGCUGGCAGAGAAGAGUCGGAAGAGAGGAGGCGGAGAGCAGGAGGAGAAGGACCCAGCAGGGAUGAGUUUUGAUGAGGCUCUUUCUCACCUGCAGCAGUCCCAGUCCCACCUGGACACUCUGAGCCAGCCCUGCAUCGUGGCUCUGAGGGACAGUCAACAGGAGCAGCUGCAGGGGUACAGCCGACUUUACGAUCUGUCCCGAUCCGAGAGGCCCAAAGUUCACGAGCUGGCGGUCACCAUGGCGACAGAUGGGCACCCUCUGGAGCAGAUUGAAGAGGUCCUGAGGGUGGCAGUGGGACCUUUGGACCUGUCAGUCAAAACAGUACUCCAUGACGCUGUGGGGAGAGUGGUGGCUGCUCUGAGUGGAGAUUUGGAGGCCCUGACAAAAUACCCACAACCCCUGGUGGUGCUGGAAUCCAUGGUGACGGCUGUGCACAGGAGCGUACAGACUGGCGACAGUGAUGUGACCUCAGAUGACCUCUUGGCCUGGCUGCGUCCCUUUUGUGGAGACUCCACUCUGCCCGUUCCCCCUCGCAUUGCCGUGCUUCAGAUUCUCGAGAACAACUUCAGCCUUAAAGACAGCGACGUCAGACUCCUGCUUCUGUACAGGACCCAGGCUGUGCUUAAAGACAGAGAGUUCCAGAUUGAAGAUGUGGAGAAUGAAGAUAAAAGAUACGCCUUGUUCCUGGAGCUGCUCGGAUCGGCCCAAAAGUGGGAGGACUUCCAGGUGAUCAUUGUCCUGCUCCAAGCCUGGCCCCCCAUGAUCAAAGACGACGUAGCGGCAACGGAUCGUAACCCAUGGGUGGUGCUGACCUCCGCCGUGCUGACACGCUGUCAGGGGUCAGAGGUCGCAUUGGAUCUCGGUCAGCAGGUUGUCACCAUGGUCCGGUCGCUAUACAACACCAAGCACAAGCUCCCGGCUCAGUGCGUCAAGAGCAUAGUCACGGCGUUGCUGGAGCAGCCCAGUCUACAGCAGUCUGCCCUCAAGCUGAUGGCAGAGAGCGGAGAUAAGGAGCUGCUCAAACUGACCCUGGAUCAGGUCAACAGCAUGAGCAUGGACUGUGCCUCUCAGUGUGACGCUGAGCUCCUGUCUCUGCUGUUGGACGCGGGGCUCUUGGUGGGGUGUGUCUCUUCUCCUCUGUACCCUGUGCUCAGCUCCCACAUGUUGGCCCACCAGAGCGAGGGGGGCUGGGACGUGGAGCGCUCCGCCUCCGCCCUCCUGUCUGCGGGGCACGCUGCAGAGGCGGGCUCCCUGCUGCUGGCCCACAGGGGAACGCAUCAGUCACACUUCACCUUCAACACAGCGCUUGCCGUGCUCAAGAAGUGGCUCUGACACAAGAGCAGCUGCGCAUAGGCUCUCAGUGUGAUCAGGAGGAACGAAGGCCGUGCUACAAAAGAAGAUAUGGUUUUGGUCCAUUUACUUAUUUAUAUUAAAGUUGUGCUGUGUUACCUUUCUGUUGGGGGAUCCAUCACAUGUUUGUCUGCAUGGAGAUUUCAUUAUGCCUGGAAUGUUCCACAUUAUCGCAUUAAACCUAUCCAUCUUGAAUUUAUUACAGGUGUUGUUAUUGCCACAAUCUCCACAUAUCUGAUCUGGAACUUGCCCUAGAGAUAAGUUUUAUGCCAUACUGCAGAACAUUCCACAUAAAGCAAUAAAGUCUCCAUGGAAAUAAGCAGCUGGUAGAUCCACCAUCAGAAAAAUUACAUAGUUCACCUUUAAUAAAUCUUGGAUAAUUAUUUUUGUUGUUUGGGAUGAACAAAAUGUUGGCUUUUCUGUCCUAUUGCAGUGCUGCAAAUGAAGUAUACUGUAAUUAAUGCAAAUACUGAAUAGAUUUUUGAAGUACUUUAUAAACUUGUUAAUCUCUCUUAAGCCAUUAUCCUGGUCUCCCACACCAUGGUUCUCAGACAUUCUAUCAUAGGAAAAUGCUUAAUCUAUUUUUUUGACCUAUUAACUGUUAUUGUUACACCUCACUUAAAGCUAUGGCCACUUGUUGCUGUAUGUUAUCUUAUAAUUUUUCUGUUAUGCCUUAUGUAAUUCUAACUUGGACCAAAUUUCUUGUAUUGAAGAUAUAAUAAUGAAAGCUACUUUUUUUCUUGUCAGUCAAACACUUGUGUAGAGAUAACAUGUUUCCCUGUGUUACAUCAACAAAGUACGUCAGUAUUUGUCUGUCCUGAGACCUAUGACCUAUGACCUUUGCAGCCCAUAGUUACAGGCAGAUGCAACUAAAAUAAGGAUGAUUAAGCCUCUAUUCCCAGUACAGAUCUGUGUAAUUUCUUCACCAUCACAAUCUGACCAUUAAAUUGUUAGUUGUUAUUUUUCUCACACUUCUGGUACAUUGUCAACCAAAUAAUAAUAAGUAAUAAAACUGGGAAAAAUUAGUCCACUUUUGUGUUGAGCGUGAACAGCAAUGAAGCAGCCGUCAGCCUGUGCUCUGUAAUUGGGUUUGGUUGGUGAACAUGUCAACAACAGCUGUCUGCCUCCAAGCUAAAGCAAUGCCGGAUACCUCUAAUACACCCACAUCUGUUAUACUGAGAUCCUCCCCCUCAUUGCGGCGCAUGUACUGCUUGUCUUGUAGUAAUUGCAGUGGCCUGGAAGCAUAGGUGCACAUUUGCCUGUUGGUGCGUGGCAGGUUUGGUCUUUGCACAGUCCAGGCCUCUUCCCUAUUGUUUGCUAUUGUUUUCACCCUAAUAGUGGCUAAUUAAUUCUCUCUAAACAAAUGAGCCCCCGAUUGUGUUACAGGCAUGUGCUAAGACUACAGAGACUACAUCGCUUCACGCUGGGGUAAUAGUGGUGACAAAAACACAAAGAGCAUGCUUAGUUGGACUUUAGAAAUACAGCUUUGAGUUUGGAACAUGAGAAAUCUCUAAUAAACACUCAUAAAUCAUGA
Molecule: messenger RNA, 8674 nt
Organism: Boleophthalmus pectinirostris (great blue-spotted mudskipper)
Lineage: Eukaryota; Metazoa; Chordata; Actinopteri; Gobiiformes; Gobiidae
Gene: nbas
Product: NBAS subunit of NRZ tethering complex
Biological process (GO): retrograde vesicle-mediated transport, Golgi to endoplasmic reticulum
Cellular component (GO): Dsl1/NZR complex; endoplasmic reticulum membrane
Molecular function (GO): SNARE binding
Source: RefSeq, a predicted model, not a curated record